UUAUUUUGGCAAAGGAGGCUAGUUUUGUUCUUCACUCUCGUCUCCCCUCACAUUACAACGAAAGAACCCUAGAAAAAUGUUGUUCUUCUCGUACUUCAAGGAUUUGGUGGGAAGAGAAGUGACCGUGGAACUGAAGAAUGAUUUGGCUAUAAGAGGAACUCUCCAUUCAGUCGAUCAAUAUCUCAAUAUCAAGCUCGAGAACACCAGAGUCGUUGAUCAAGAAAAGUUUCCUCACAUGCUUUCAGUGAGGAACUGCUUCAUCCGAGGAUCGGUGGUGAGAUAUGUGCAGUUGCCGCCAGAGGGAGUCGACAUCGAACUGCUCCACGAUGCCACUCGACGUGAAGCUCGGGGUGGUUAGAAAUAUGCAAAUUUUCACUUUUAGAUAAUUGUUGCAUACUCUUGGAUUUUGUUACUUGAAUUCUUCAUUUUUAUGAUUACCCUUUUAAAAGAUCA
Messenger RNA from Cynara cardunculus var. scolymus (artichoke), 453 nucleotides. RefSeq names its product sm-like protein LSM2. Gene Ontology annotation, biological process: mRNA splicing, via spliceosome. Gene Ontology annotation, cellular component: catalytic step 2 spliceosome; U6 snRNP; P-body. The transcript is spliced from 3 exons. The record is from RefSeq and is a predicted model, not a curated record. Lineage: Eukaryota; Viridiplantae; Streptophyta; Magnoliopsida; Asterales; Asteraceae. The coding region runs from base 77 to 358 and encodes 93 amino acids. Gene Ontology annotation, molecular function: RNA binding.